Molecule: messenger RNA, 1101 nt
Organism: Penicillium nucicola
Lineage: Eukaryota; Fungi; Ascomycota; Eurotiomycetes; Eurotiales; Aspergillaceae
Exons: 1
Coding region: 1-1101 (366 amino acids)
Source: RefSeq, a predicted model, not a curated record
AUGGACACAGUCAUAACCAGCCUGCCCCCAACAGUGGGCACUAUCCUGAUGGAUAAUAUCUCAAUCAUCCAGAUCGUGUCCAUGUUCUCAAUCGGCGCGUACAAUGGUCUAGAAACAGGAAUCGUCGCGUUUGAUGCGUUCAAAGGCUACCGCAGCCUGUAUUUCUGGAGUAUCCAGGUCGCAUCCUGGGGGAUCGUUCUGCAUGCUCUUCCUGCCAUGGCUCGCUUUCUAACACAAGCAUCCAACAUCGCGACGUCAGUCCCCUUCGUGAUCGGAUGGUAUGCUAUGGUCACCGGCCAAGCCAUUGUACUGUACUCGCGUCUGCACUUUGUUGUCUCCAACGUGAGGACGCGGCGUUGCGUUUUGUGGAUGAUCAUUAUCAACGCCUGCAUCCUACACAUUCCAAUGACCGUUCUCUUCUUCGGCCUCACCAACGGCGACGCACGUCUCGCUCGCCCUGCCGCAAUCUUCGACCGAAUCCAGCUGACGGCCUUUUGUGUGCAAGAUUCCAUCAUCUGCAGCAUUUAUGUAUACGAAUCAGCUCUUACUUUCAAGAAGAUCAGCACCAUUCGUGGUCAGAACAGUCGCAGUGCCAUCAUUCAUUUACUUUGGAUCAACAUUCUUGUCGUGUUUCUCAAUGUCCUGCUCCUCGUCACAGAAUACAAGCUUCACUACAUUCAAGUGAGCUUCAAGAUGGUGGUAUACAGCAUCAAGCUGAAGUUGGAGUUUUCUGUACUCAACCGUCUUACUUCAUUGCUUCGCUCCUGUACCUGUCAGCGUGAAUCCGGGGAGCGGCGGCGAUCGAGUGGACGGAACCUGUUUAAUAAGCUUCUUCCGCAGUCAGCUACGGCAUCGACGACGGAAUUGCGGCCUGCAGCCCAGGGAGAGGUACCAGAUCGUCGCAUAUUCCCGACAUGCUUCCAAAGAAAGCAGGGAGCGCGACGCGAGACGUCCAGCGAGUGUAUGACACCCCCAGGAAACACGUCGUACUCACGGCGUACUUCCGAGUGUCAGACAGACACACAUCAAGCUGGAUCAUCCGAAACUUUGCCGGCGCUAGAAUUGACUUUAUCUGAGUUUUCCCCAAAGUUUGACGUUUGA